Messenger RNA from Varroa destructor (honeybee mite), 1884 nucleotides. RefSeq names its product store-operated calcium entry-associated regulatory factor-like. NCBI's taxonomy places the organism in Eukaryota, Metazoa, Arthropoda, Arachnida, Mesostigmata, Varroidae. The record is from RefSeq and is a predicted model, not a curated record. Gene Ontology annotation, cellular component: endoplasmic reticulum membrane. Gene Ontology annotation, biological process: regulation of store-operated calcium entry.
UUUGUUAAGCUUUCAAUAAUGUUGAGUUAAUAGCAGUAUAUAACGAUAAUAAACUUUGAAAGAAGUCUCAGGAUCAUCCUCUUGAACACUAUUAGAACAAACAUGCUUUUUUAUCUAGUCUCUUUCCAUCUUUCAAUAGAUAACUCAAGCGUAAACGCCGUACGCUUUUAUCAGUGGGUGAAAAAGUUGCAUAGCCGCGAAAUUAAUACAAGGGAUACGAACGUACCACCAGACACAUCCGUCCAAAUCAUCUUCAUCAGAUUGGCCAUCAAGUGCUUGAUGAUCAUUUGAUGGAGCUGUUGUCGAACAGCUGAUUCUUCCAGAUGGUAUAAGCGAGCGGGCGCUGAAGCAAUCUUAUCUCGAAUGUUAUUACACGUAGCCUUAGUGUUUAAUACAAAUAUAUAGAUGUACCCUGUGCGCUCGCCAUUGAUUACCAAUAGUCAACUGAAGGUGAGCAUUCUUGUGUCACGAAAAUGGGGUGCAGAACGCCGGUUAGUGCCUUGGGCCUAUUGUUAAUUGGACUCUCGUUAAGCACCGCACAGUGGUCCGGUGCAAAGCGAAUCAAAGAGAAAGAUUUGGAAGUAAUCACGUUGGAGGAAGGAAAGUACACGACGGCUCGAAGGACGGCCCCAGUACUUCAGCUAAAUUGCCUUUCGGGGUGUGAACAAACUCCCAAGACAGUGCAAUGCUACAAUCGUGGUUGGGACGGCAACGGGAACAACUGGGAAUGCAAGGCCACGCUUCCAGCUGGCGUAUCCUUUGGUCAAAUGGAUGUCAACUGCGAAGGCUUCGAUUACCCGGAUGAUACAUAUAUUACCGUCGGUUCGUGUUCUCUAAGCUACCGACUUGUUGGGCGGGCUUCUUAUUCUAGCUGGAUCCCAGGAAAAGAUUCGAAUUCUAGGAGUGGUAUCAUGUUUAACCUGCUCUUCUAUGGUGUUACUUUUAUCCUUGUCAUCACUUUGUACAAGGCAUGUGUGCGUUCGAUGCGCUAUGCAAGCGAUUACGGCGAUGGGGGAUUUGGCACGGGAGGAUUUCCACCAGGAGGUCCUGGCUUCAGGCCUGAUUACUACGCGCCGGGUAAUGGCUGCGGUGGUAACAGACCACCGCUACCAAAUGAUGGGCUAGGCUUCUGGUCGGGAGCAAUGGCCGGUGGCUUGCUGGGGUACCUCUUUGGUAACCGAGGCGACGCCUAUGGAUAUGGCGGUAACUAUGAUUACGGGCAGCGGCAGUACCGCCAACCGUGCGACACCAUGGAUGAUAAUUUAAGACGUCGCGAUCGCUCUUAUAACGCUAGUGGUCAAUCAGCUUCAACAUCACAGUCGAGCACAGGCUACGCCACAAGUUCACGCCGCUAAAACGUCGUCGCAAUAUGACUUUGUGGAGAACAUCCUAUUAUCGCGGUUGUAAAUAGCACUCUUAGUGAAAAAUCAGGGUAGUUGCAUUCGAUUGAUGGAAUUGACGCCUAAUAAAUGACUCACCGAAAAAUUCGUGUAAGGAAUAACAGUUUUUGUAUAUGCAUAAAUACCUCAAUCUUAGCAGAAUUGAGAACGAUAUUGAGCUAACUAAAAGGGAAAAAACAGUCAGCUUCUAUCUGAACUAUCUCUUGUGUGAACGGUGCACGUAAGAAAAACUUGUAUAAGAUCUUUAAGUUAGUUUCGUGCUAUUGUAUUAUUGUGUUUCAAUGUGAAAGAAUACGGUCUGCGGAGAAUCAAACGUAAUAGAGGUUUGUGUACGUUGUCAACAAUUUACUGACAAUAUAAUUUUCAACAAUGAGAAUUCUACAUAAUAAAAAAUAAUCAUUAUUGCAAAUAAUAUAGUCAGUCAAACGCUCGUAAGAAUCAACAAAGACAUUGCAUCAAUAAAUUUUCGCGCUUGUGUGAGUGA